AUGGAUUCCAGCUCUGAUCGGCCGUCGGCCCUGGCCAGUAUAGAGCAUCUCUCUUCGUCUCUUCCUAAUUCUCAGCCAUGGGCAAACCAGUCUGUCUCUACCUUGGGGACUCGCGGCCGGGUAUUCAAUCCCGCCUUGGACGAUCCUACGCUUGCUCGACGGACUACUGCUCUGCGGCAGCUUCACGGGAUUGCCAGGCCUCCUCAGCGAAAACAUCGGCAGUCUGCUUCUAUUGCUAGCAGGACUUCCCUGUCUUCACAGCCGGUUAUCGUUCGCACCUAUUCCGGCGGGCCCGGGGAGAACUCUACAAUGUCAAGGCGGCAAAGCUCAGAUACAAAGCGACAGGCGAGAAACGGUCCUCCUGCGCAGCUGCCGUCAGUCGAGGAGUUUGGUAUCGACGGUAUAUUACAGUCCAUUGAACCUAACAUACAAGUCACUCUGGAUGCUAUAGCCGAGAUAUGUGGUCGAAGCAAGCUGAGCCUUGCAAACGAAUAUGGAAGCCAUAGACCGCCGCUGGGGGAGAUCAGAGCACCCGCACGUACGGGUGAUCAUGGCCUUCUAACAGUCGAAGAAGCAAGCUCUAGCACAGAGAGACUGGCAGACGACAAUGUCUUGGUAGUCGGUGAUGAUAUCAGCACUGUGGAUGGCCAUGGUCGGUAUUCGUCCACUUACGACUACCUCAAUCCAAUACCUCGACCUACAGGUCUCUUUGAUUUUCGAAAUUCUCUUCCUCAGGCAUGGGCAGAGACAAACGCCACACAGCAGCAGACCGAGGCUCACAGGGCUCCCGUACGAAGAGAAUUGGUCCCGGCACACCAAGAGACCGUUUCCCAAGUCCACAACCGCCAACCGCUAGAGAAAGGAAGACUGCCGUAUCUACCUUGGGCUCUCGACAAUCGUCUUGAAAGCGGCGAUCCUCAUGCUACAGGACAGUCGAUGAUGACACGUCCCGUUAUAUCUGCAGUCCAUCUAGACGCCCAAGCUGAUAGAUCUUAUCACCUAACCGAACCAGAUAGACCAUGGCCCUCGACUGACCCGAUGGCUGGUAUUCCAGACUAUGAUGAUGUUCUAAAUACCAAUGGUCACACUCAAAAGUCUCACUCCCGAAAAUCCUCUGUUCUAAAUGAAUUGCAAGGGUUCCUUAGCUGGGUCGGGAACAUAAGUCGUCCUCACGGCAAAUCCAGCCAAGAAGCCACAUCCCUUGUAUCUGCACAAGAAAGGCUACGAGAGCUACUGGAGAAACAGAAUGCACGGAUUAGCCAGACGCCUGAUGAAUGA
Nannizzia gypsea CBS 118893 is the source of this 1278-nucleotide messenger RNA. RefSeq lists its product as hypothetical. The transcript has a single exon. The record is from RefSeq and is a predicted model, not a curated record. Bases 1 to 1278 code for a protein of 425 amino acids. NCBI's taxonomy places the organism in Eukaryota, Fungi, Ascomycota, Eurotiomycetes, Onygenales, Arthrodermataceae.